AUGGCACUCGAUAUCUUCGAGUCGCUGUCGAGACUCUCUGGCUCUUCCAGUCUGGCCAUUUUGAUCUCCACUACAGUCGCUCUACUUAUCAUCUUAUUUUUCCACUGGUUAAAAAAUGACACCAUCCCCAUCAUCAACAAGUACAAGGGCGACAUCUUUUCGAAAAAGGCUCACGCUGAAUACCUCACCAACAGCGAGAAGCUCAUCAGCGACGGCGUUGCCAGGUAUAACGGCCCGUUCAGAGUCAUCACAACCCUGGGGUCCAGAGUGAUUCUCCCGGCCAAACUCGCCAACUGGGUCAAGAACUGCAAGGACCUCGACCAUGUACAGCUCGUCGCCGACGAGUACUUUGCAGGUUAUCCCGGUUUCGACGGAAACGGCGCUGUCGUCAACCCCGAUCGAAUGCUGAUUGAGGUUACAAAGGCAAAACUCAACCAGAGCUCCCAAUGCGAACUCUUUCAUCGGUACCUUUCCGAGUUGCUUGAACAGGAGUGGGCCGAUAAGAACGACAACUGGCGGCCUGUUCCGUGGGGUCAAGAUGUCGCACGCUACGUCGGCCGCAUGUCGAGCGCAGUCUUCGUCGGUCCAGACUUGGCUCGCGACCCGGAAUGGCAGGCUCUUAUCCUGAGCUACACCGUCAACUUGUUCAACGGAGUGCGAGCCCUGCGCACCUGGCCUGCCUUCACGCGGAGCUUCAUCCACUGGGUUUUGCCCGAGUGCAGAACCUGCCGGAAGCAAUUAGUGCUCGCUCGCGGGUUGUUGCAGCCGAUCAUGGACAAACGCCGCCGGACCGCUUUCGAGCUGAAGGCUGCUGGCCAGGAUUCGCCAUCGUACAACGACACAGUCGCGUGGGUUGAAGAAGUCGCUGCCGGUCGGCCGUACGACCCAGCCGCGACGCAGCUCGGGUUCGCGAUCGCCGCCAUGCACACCACCACGGAGUUGUUGAAGCAGACCCUAGUGGACAUCUGCUUCCAUCCGGAACUCAUUCAGCCCCUCCGCGAUGAAGCUGAAGCCGCAGUAGGACAGCACGGCUGGACAACUGCUGGCUUAUUCCAGAUGCAGCUGAUGGACAGCGUCAUCAAGGAAACUCAACGGAUGAAGCCCGGGUCGCUUGUCAACCUGGAACGGAAGGCGACAAGAGAUGUGGCCAUGCCCGACGGUACGGUUCUGCCCCGAGGGACCAACGUUGCCGUCGACACGGCAGGGAUGUGGGAUCCGGAAAUCUUCAAGGACCCCAGGAAAUAUGACGGAUAUCGGUUCUACAACCUUCGCAAGGAUGGCGGAGCUGCCAGCAACACCGCCCAGCUGGUUUCUGUCAGCAACGACUUCAUCGCGUUUGGGCUCGGCCGGUCGGUUUGUCCUGGGAGGUUCAUGGUGGCCAACGAGAUCAAAGCCGCGCUUGCGACGAUCCUGCUGCGAUACGACGUGCGGCUGGCGGACGGCCAACGCCCGCGAGUGGUACACUAUGGAUUCGAGAUGUUGUCGGAUCCGACCACGGUGCUGGAGGUUAGGAGAAGGGCUUGA
Colletotrichum higginsianum IMI 349063 is the source of this 1524-nucleotide messenger RNA. RefSeq names its product Cytochrome P450. Lineage: Eukaryota; Fungi; Ascomycota; Sordariomycetes; Glomerellales; Glomerellaceae. Gene Ontology annotation, molecular function: monooxygenase activity; heme binding; oxidoreductase activity, acting on paired donors, with incorporation or reduction of molecular oxygen. The record is from RefSeq and is a predicted model, not a curated record. The transcript has 2 exons. Bases 1 to 1524 code for a protein of 507 amino acids.